UAAAAUUGAAAAGUGAUUUUUCUACCCGUGACAAGGCUAAACGAGGCAGUUUCACACGGUACAGUGCGAGGGUUGGAGAAGCGCGGGCUGACAGAAACGACCACCGAGAUGACUGCGGCGGCGCGCCGCGGGGCCUUAUGGGCUGCGCCGGGGCUCUCGGCGCAGGCGCAGUGCGGUGGCGGGGCGCGCUUGGCCGGAGGCCCACUGUCUGGGAGCUCUGCCUCUUUAACAACUCUGAUCUUGUCCAAGAGGAAGAAGAGAUGACCAAUUUCCAGGAACCUAUUACAUUCGAGGAUGUGGCCCUGGACUUUACCGAGGAGGAGUGGAGGCAACUAGACUCUACACAAAGGACUCUGUAUGGAGAGGUGAUGCUGGAGAUAUGUGGCAACCUGCUCUCAGUGGGAAAGAAACUCUACAACUGCGGUGAGUGUGAUAAGAACUUCAGUCGGAGCAUAGAUCUUCGCUAUCAUCAGCGAAUGCAUACAGGAGAGAAGCCGUUUGUAUUUGAUACAUGCGGCAAAGGCUUCAGUUAUAACAGCAAUUUUCAUGUUCAUCAGAGAGUCCACACAGGAGAGAAACCAUUUAAGUCUGAGGAGUGUGGCAAGGACUUCCAUCAGAGUUCCAGCCUUUGUAUUCAUCAGAGAGUCCUCACUGAAGAAAAACCCUAUAAAUGUAAUCAGUCCAUAUGAGAGAAACUGUUUAAAUGUGAAACUCUUAAAACACAAAUCUGGUGCUCAGCAGAAAGUUCACACAGGAGAGGAACCAUUAAGUAUGAGGAGUGUGGUAAGGACUUCCCUCAGAACUCUAAUCUCACAUUCACCAGAGUGAAACUGGAGAGAAACUCUACAGUGUGAUGCGUGUGACAAGGGCUUCAGUCGGAGCACAGAUCUUCGAGUUUGUCAAAUUUACACGGGAAAAAAAACAUCAAGUGCCAUACCUACGGUAAGAACUUUAGUUACAACAAGAACCUUCAUGUUCAUCAGAGAGUGAGUCCACACAGGGUAGAAAGCCUGAGAAGUGAGCCCAAGUCUUCAAGUCUGUCCUUUUCCACAUGGGAGAGAAACCUUACAGGCAUGGACAGAGUGGGAAUCCGAGUCAUAAUGGAAUCAAAGAAAGAAAGAAUGCAGAACACUGAACCCACCGAUAGACCCUCACUUCUCAACUGAGAACCAUGAAGAAGAAACUGCCCUGCCUCAUUCCUGCUCGAUCUCCUCUUCACCUGACUUCUCGCUGCACCCCAGCUCGGCCUUCAGUUCCCUCCUUUCCCUCUGCCCUGCCUCUUGUCCCCAUGACUUCUCUGUCUCUUCGCCCUGUGCCAGCCUCAGUCUCCAGACACUCAGACCAACCUGGCCCUCUUCCUACCUCAUGCCCAGACCGUGUCCCUCCUCUGGCCAGUUUCUCUUCUCAUCUCCCUGCCUGGGUCACUUCCACCCUUGCCCGUCCCCCUACACCCCCCACCACCUCCCUUCCUCCCCUCCCUCUCCCUUCUGUUCGCCGCCCCUUCCGACUUGCUCCCCUCUUCUCCGACACCCCUCCCUUGACCCCAGCCCUGCCCCCUGCCCCUACUUCUUCCCCCAGCUGCAUGAGCCUGGGGUCCAGAUAGACCUCCCCUGCUCCUGCUAGGAUGGGGCCCCACACAGCCCUCUGCAGGCCUGAUGACUCUCACACUCCAUCAUGCGGGGACAACCAUGCUGGAUGAUGACCAGCAGACAUGCCACCUGGAGGGCACAUCCCUCAGAUGUGCCAUCUGAUCUGUUCCCAGCAAUAACCAAAAUGAUCUACUGUGACCACCGAGGCUUUCCCACUUCGAGAAUCCACCACCUGUAGGAAGAGGGAAGGUUUCCCAUGUUCCCAUGAAAGCUGUGACCCUCUCCAAUGACCCCAGCUCUGGAAUUUACCAGGUGGCAGGGUUUGGAAGGUGAUUGGUGGUCUACAUCUUACACAACUAUAGACAUCUGAUUUUUGGAUAUUUUAAAAGUAGACAUACAUGAGUAUUUUCAAUCCUUGGUUGGUUGGAUCCCCAGAUACGCAACCCAUGGAUAAGGAGAGCCGACUGUAUUGUCAGUAAUUCAUUCUCUUUAGAGCUGAGUAGUAUCCCAUUAUACUACUAUUUCACAGAUCGAUUCUGCUAGAUUGCUAGAUGUGACAGUUAUCAAUGUGUUGCCUCUGCACUCCAGAUCUACCCUUCACGACUGCUGUCAGGAUGGCAUCACCCCUUUGAAAGCCUUUCUCCUUUGCAGUGAGAACAAGGCUGGACUUUGUCAGUAGGUGGCGCUGGAGGGACAUUGCAGGAGGAAGAAACUUGUCCUGGAGUCAGUGUGCUCCUGUUUUGCUGCUGCCAGAGGCACAUGCACGGGGGACGUCUAUUAGCGCUCUGCUCCAGCGUGCUAAUGCCAGCGAGCUCACAGCCCCAGCCCUAGCCCUGUGCCCACCUCCUACAGCCUUCCUGACGUGGACAGUGCUCAACCCCGCCCUGCUCUGGGGCUGAGCCGCCUGACACCCUGACUCCCUUGGGUGCGCCCAGCCGCCAGCCAGAGCCCACCCGCCGCUCCCUUGGAGGGUUGUUUCCAGUGGCCCUCCAGACACCGACACCAUGACUCCCAUGCCUGGCACCGUUCUGCCUGCAAGUAAGGACAUGCUUGACUCUCGGACUCUGUGCACACACCAGCCAGCCUCUCCUGGGCAUGUUGCCUGCUUACCUGGAGACUCAAGACCACGUCUGGGCUUGGCAACCCAGCACACUUCACAUCAUAGUACACGUUUUCCAACAGUGUUCAAAUCCCAGAUUUAAGGAGAGGGCCCCUUCCAAUUUGUUGCUUCCUUGGCAAGUUUCCUGACCCUUAGGAUAGUCUAAAGACUCCAAAGAGUUCUUUUUACACCUUCAUAGUUGCUCCCCCGCUUGAGUUAAUCUUUUUUAAAAAAAUAAAUUUUAUUUUAUAUUUAAGGCAUACAACACGGUGUUAAAUAAGAUACGUGUACAUAAUAAAAUGGUUGCUACAGUGGAACAAAUUAACACAUCUAUCAUCUUACUUCCUCUCUCCUCCACCCCCUCCCCCAGGGCAAGAGCAGCUAUAAUCUCAUUUAGCAAAAAUCCUAAAUACAAUGCACUACUAUUAACUAUAGUCCUCGUGUUGUAUAUUAGAUAUUUCAACUUGCUCAUCCUAUAUAUUUGCUACUUUGUAUCCUUUGACCUAUAUCUCCCCAUUUCCUCUCCACCCCCCCCCAACCCUGGUAAUCACUG
Messenger RNA from Microcebus murinus (gray mouse lemur), 3241 nucleotides. The record is from RefSeq and is a predicted model, not a curated record. NCBI's taxonomy places the organism in Eukaryota, Metazoa, Chordata, Mammalia, Primates, Cheirogaleidae.